AACCUAGACAUACCUUGAUUUAUAAAGAAAACUUAUAUUUUCAGAUAUCAAAUGACAUAAGAGAUAAACUAAGCUGAUCACCAGAUACUUUGUCACAAUAUUACCAAGAAAAUAAAUUUUUUAAUAGGAAACAGAUGACUUCAAAUGACGUAUGUAUAUUGUCAAAGUACAUCAUUGAAUGUAAACACUGACGCAUGUAGGUAUUUUAUUUCUCGAGUACAUAUCAAAUGCUGCCAACACAAUUUUUAUAGGUGGGAAAAUUUGCUUACUCCCUCCUGGGCUUCUGGAGCACCAUUGGACACCACACAGCACACUCUCACUAGGUGUACCUGUAUAAAUGAACACCAACACAUAGCAGAAGACUUUCAUUACUCUAGUACAUUGUCCGUGCCUAUGUACUCUGUUUGCUUGUACUCAAAGAGUAUCAGUGUGUGAACGUGGGAUCCAUGAGUGUUGAGUGUAUAUAAUAUAUAUAUUUUUUUAUUUUAUAAUAUAUUCCAUCACCUAACCUAGUGUCUAUUAUUUAUUAAUAUUAAAUUCACCAGGUGAAUAUCAACAAUAGUAUUCCAGUUCAAUUUUAUCAACUAAAUUAUAUUUAUUUCUGUGAUAAAAGACUAUUAGCAAUUAUUUGGCUGCCUGGAUUUUGUAAUACUAGUACAUCGCAUUGCUUUAUAAUUUAUUAUUUAAUUUCAUGAAGAUCUCAUGAUAAUUUUAUAGCUUGAAUUUUUUUAUUUUAAUCCCGCUAUCGAUGUAAACAAUAAUAAACUGGUUAAAUUUGUUAUUUAAUCUGAAAUAACGAGUUGAGAGUUAGGAAAAGAGUGUGGUAGUAAAUGUAAAGUGACAAUUCAAUAUGGCAGGCCAGGAGUUAUUGUCUGUAUCAUCAAGUUUGACAAUAGCCCGUGGCGAUAAAAUAAAUGUCACUGUGGAAUCUGCGCUUCCUGACAUCAUCGUCGUCAGCUUCACCGAUGGGCUUAAAUCCUUCCAGGGUGCUUUGCUUGAUAUCACCAAGAAGGGAUUACCGUGCGGAAUAAAUCCACCUGAGGCAGCAGACCCCGACUCGGACAAACUGGUGACCCUGGCAACCAGGUUCACUUAUUUCCAGGACAAGCGACCGGUUGUUAAUUCAAUAGGUCGACAUAUCAACGCUGCGAGACAAAAGUACAAAACCGCAAGGCCUACGGUGAGAUUACGUCCUAGGCAGGUACUUUGUAACAAGUGCCAGUCGAUUUGCAACGAGAAGAAUGAGAAUGUAGACGCUGGCAAAAAGCGCAAGUUUAGAGACUUGUCUAAAGAAGACACUGGGUAUCGCAAAAGACGUCCAGAAGAUCAUGCAGUUAAAUUGUCUUCUCCAUUAAGAAAGUUGACCGAGGCUGAACCGGUUCGUGAAAUAGAAACCAAUGAUUUUAAGAGUUUUAAGAAUUUUAAGAGUAAGGCCGAAGGAAUUAAUGAUGAAGUCAAAAUGGAGAUUGCUGAAGAAGAUCAGGCUCAGGAGGUUGAGAAGGAACCGAUUGUUGUUGACUCUGUAAGGACAAAAGUCGGCCGGAUUCCUAGGAAGAAAAGAUCAGUUGGUUCGAUGGAAGAUCUUUGGGAUGAAAAUAUUUUUGAGGAUAUUAUUAAAUCCCCCAGGACUACGCCGAUAAUAAAAAUAUCUUUUGGAAGUCAAGGAGAGGGAACAGUUUUGAAAAUACCAGCCAAGACAAAAAUUUGUCUGGAUGAAGAGCCUGAAAAAGGUGAAAUAAUUUCAGACCCUCUGAAGCAGAGUAAAUUAAACUCGGACAUUUUGCUUGAUCUCCAGAAGGCUGGUAAAGAUUUGGCGUGCGCAAAAGCGGCAAAGAGAGCGCUUAAAAAAGCUAAGAAAGAGGCGCGUAGAAAAAUUCUCGCUGGAGGGGUUUCACCAGCUAGAUCUCCCUUGAGCACUUCUCCCAGGUACAAUUCGACGUUCAAUUCGUCACCACCACAGGCGCUGAUGUAUCACCGGCGCAAACACAAAGACAAGCAUGAAAAGAAGAACAAAGAAGAGCGUAAGCACAAGUCAAUGAUUGGUGUCGAACCGAUUGAGUCCAAGGGAGAAAAUGACAUGAGCUUGCUGAACCCGCUGAGUGAGGCGUCGGAGAACGAUCGAGGGGAUUUCAAUUUCGCUGACCGCGAGUCUUAUACGGCGAUUAAAGAGCAGUGUCUCAAGCAGAAACUGUGUAUAUCGCUGAGGCGACUUAAUGCUAAUGCUUACACUAGGUGUAAUUAUCCUGUUAGUAAUUCUUCGUCUGGGUGCAAGAGCCCGGGCACUAGCAGCGAAGAGCUCAGUGAAAUUGAGCAGGAACAGGAUCAAGAUCACCAAGCGGAAAGACAACCUGCUGAUAAUAGCAGCAAUUCUGAGUAUACUCCCGCUUCGCAAUUGGCUAUUAGAUUUACUACUACUCCAGUCGCGCAUUAUCUUUCUGCUACUGGCAGAAGGAUGGAUGUUGGUGAUAUUGUCUGGGGUAAAAUUCACGGGUUUCCUUGGUGGCCUGGCAAAGUUUUAAGUUUAUCAGUUUCUUGUAACGAAGACGGAACUUCAGGAAAUGCUCAAGCUCAUGUCGCGUGGUAUGGAUCAUCCACUUGUUCUUUGAUGUCUUGUGAUCGUCUGAGUCCUUUUCUUGAAACUUUUAAGGCAAGGUACAAUAAAAAAAAGCGAGGCCCUUACAAAGAAGCUAUACGACAGGCACAGUCGGAAGCACAACGUCAAAUGUUAUCGAAUUCAACGACAAAUAUAAAUGGCUGUGAAUCACCGCGUGAGGUAAAUGUUUUAUCUUGAUGAGUUAAAUAAUAUCAGGUCAGAUCAGGAAUGUUUAUAACACCAUCACUGCCAUUUGACUGCAUUAACAUCUUAAAUAUAUCAUUAUUAUUAUUUAUAUAUAAUACUAA
Messenger RNA from Cotesia glomerata, 2901 nucleotides. Its product is annotated as PWWP domain-containing protein 2A-like. NCBI's taxonomy places the organism in Eukaryota, Metazoa, Arthropoda, Insecta, Hymenoptera, Braconidae. Gene Ontology annotation, cellular component: chromocenter; nucleus. The coding region runs from base 851 to 2791 and encodes 646 amino acids. The record is from RefSeq and is a predicted model, not a curated record. The transcript is spliced from 4 exons. Gene Ontology annotation, molecular function: chromatin binding.